GCUACCAUCAUGCUAAAGAGUUAGCCACGAAGCAAAGCAGUUUACAUGUAUUUAUGGCCAUGAGCCUCACUUUACUUUAUGCGGCGUGUUUAAUGAUUAUAGGUGGUGUAAUUGGACCCAAGACUGUUUACAACAGCGUGAUUCCAAUAACAACUGAAUGUGGAGGAUUUCAUAAACGUUGGCUAGGCUUGAGAGCAACUAGCUAGCUAACUAUCCAGCUAACGACUGUUAGCUCGCCAAAACAGUUAGCUUUGGCUAGCUAACGUUACCUGCCAUAUUAUCCAUCCAUCUGCAAGAUAUCAGUCGGCGUCUCGUCGUGGGACACUAAAAAGGGAAAACCAUGGAUAAGGCGGAUUUCUUAAAGGGUCUCCCCGUUUACAACAAGAGUAACUUCAGUCGGUUCCAUGCAGACUCUGUGUGUAAAGCAUCGAACCGAAGACCGUCCGUGUACCUCCCGACACGUGAGUACCCCUCAGAACAGAUUAUUGUCACAGAGAAAACCAAUAUCCUCCUGCGCUACCUUCAUCAUCACUGGGACAAAAAGAACGCAGCGAAGAAGAGGGAACAGGAGCAAGGAGAGGGAGGGAGUCCAGCACCUCCACGCAAAAUCGCCAGGACAGAUAGCCAAGAGAUGAACGAGGACUCUUAGGAGUGUGUGUGUACAGAUGCGUGCAUCUGUGGAGGAAGCACACGGACAGGCCCACCAUGACAGACAUGAAGACAAACAAUCUGAGAAAGAGUCCGCCCUGGUUUGGGAAAGACGUAACAUUUUUUUCUUUUUUUUUGUUACCUUUUGCAAAAAGCUUCCUGUCAGAUCCAGUGUUGUUUUCAGCUUCACUGCCCAGCCUUGGCCUCAUGAGGGCACUGCAACACCUUUCCACAGUUUGCUUCUGCAGACCCAAGUAUACAUUGUGAUUGUGAACUGCUGCCUGCCACAACCCGGCCACCACAACAGGGGAAGAAACUACCUCCCAGACUUGUGUUAAUGUUCAAUAUGCAUUAUCUUCCAUGAUUCUGUUCUGAAUUUGUGUGUUUUUGAAGUUUGUGCUGGCUUGUUUUACCGUACAUUUUAGGACUGAGUUCUUUAAUCUAUUGCCUCCUACUGGUCAAUAGGGAUAACAUGACAAGUGACUCAACAGCUUACUAGCUUAGUUUGAAUGUUUGCAGCUUUCUGGCAAUGUAUGCUGUUUAAAAGGGUAUUGUAGAAUGACAAGACAAAUUGUUUUAGUCACCAGGUGUUGACUACUCACUUUACCAGAAUUGUAUGGAAUUUGUUUACACUGUAAUCGGUGUACCCAUUAUGUAUGUUUGUGAAGAUCUCACCUUACCAGCACAACCAAGUGAUAGCAGAGGUAGAGCAAAGAAUAGAAGCCUAUGUCAAUAUGAGGGGUGGUGAGAGAAUGUUGUAUUCAGUAUGAAGACCUGUGUAAAUAUUAUAGCCAGUGGAAGCUGUUAGAUAUUAAGAUCUAGGCUUUAUAUUUCUCUAAAGAAAAUGACAUUGCAUCUGACUUUUGUCAAAUAAAUCUAUAUGUGGCUA
Molecule: messenger RNA, 1537 nt
Organism: Salvelinus sp. IW2-2015
Lineage: Eukaryota; Metazoa; Chordata; Actinopteri; Salmoniformes; Salmonidae
Product: DET1- and DDB1-associated protein 1
Biological process (GO): positive regulation of proteasomal ubiquitin-dependent protein catabolic process
Cellular component (GO): Cul4-RING E3 ubiquitin ligase complex
Source: RefSeq, a predicted model, not a curated record